UUGUUCUUCUAUUUCUAGGUUACUCAUCGCAAGGAUAUUUACACAGCUUCUGCAAUGGUGAAAGAAAGUCAGAGUGUAGGCAUAGUUUGUAACAAGCCAUUUCCUGCUUUUCUGCCAUUUUUGAAAAUAUCUUUGAGUAAAAAGUUUAAAAGUAUUCAUGUAGUAAAAAGCGGUGAGCCGGCCUUGAGUAAAUAUUCCAAUCUAGUACUGAUACACUCUAAUAAGAGUCCAUACGACGUCAUAGAGCAAAUGAAACUCAUGAGUAGUGAGAUCAAACUAACUCAGCUUGCUACUAUCGUUAACAUUAUGUAUCAGAACUUUGAUCCCAACAUCAACUUCUUAGAACUACACAAACAAGCAAGGGCAAGUGCAAAGAAAUUAGAGAGUGAAAAUAUCUUGGUAUACCAUGUUUUGAUGGAAAAGUGUAAAGAAGAUAGAACAUUUGAAGAAAAAAUAGAAUUAGUGUCAUCCUUAUUAUUCGAUAGCAAUCCUAAUAUCAGUGGAACAGUAUUUAUUUCCUGAUAACAUUUUCUUUUCCAGCUUUGUGAUAUUUUAUACAGUUAUUUAUAUUUAAUUUAGGUGCAAUAAACACCAUAGACUGUUCUUAUAAAGAAUGAAUGUAUAGCGCAGCAGAUUACUUAUUAAAUGAACCUCUUAAAACAAUAAAAACAGUGCUUUUUAAAAAAA
Messenger RNA from Parasteatoda tepidariorum (common house spider), 687 nucleotides. NCBI's taxonomy places the organism in Eukaryota, Metazoa, Arthropoda, Arachnida, Araneae, Theridiidae. The record is from RefSeq and is a predicted model, not a curated record.